AUGGGUCUAUUCUCAUGGUUUGGUUCAAAAGAAAAUACAGCACAAGAUGUGGAUACAUCCAUUCCUGAAAAGAGCCAAUGCUACCACAUUGAGGGAUUUCUCACUUGCUCAUACUUUACAAAUGCUAUCCGGAUUGGAGAUCAAUUGACUGCCAAGCAUCCAAAUAUCAAAGUCGAUGUCAGUGCAUAUAUUAAAGAGCAAUGGAGCGAGAGAUCAAAAGAAUUACAACAGGAAUUCAAAACAAAUCAAAGAACUUCACCAUUCAUUUACGAAGGGUGUGAUCUACAAAACCAACAGUUGAUUGGCGGCUACACAGAUUUUGCAAAGAGGGCUAAAGAGACAUACAAAAUGAGUGUACCCAUGGAUUAA
Messenger RNA from Mucor velutinosus, 369 nucleotides. RefSeq lists its product as uncharacterized. Bases 1 to 369 code for a protein of 122 amino acids. The transcript has 3 exons. The record is from RefSeq and is a predicted model, not a curated record. Lineage: Eukaryota; Fungi; Mucoromycota; Mucoromycetes; Mucorales; Mucoraceae.